AUGAGCUACUGCCGUCGCAACCGUCGCACCCGUCGCAAACUGUACCCUCCCUCGUUUCCCGUUCCUUCCGCCUCCCUCCACCACCUUUCCCCCACUUCUCCUCCCCCCCCCCUCCCCCCCCCUUCGCUCCCAUCUCUCCCCUCCCUCUCCUCCCCUCUCCUCCCCCUGUUUCCCCCCCUCCUCCUUCCCCCUUCUCCCCCCACUUCGCCUACAGCGGCCGCGAUGGAAGCGAUAGCUGCCACGUGGCCAACCGCCACGGCCUCGUGGGUGUCCGGGGAGUUGUGUGACACGUGGCUGGGAGUGGUGUGCGACGGCGACGGCUACGUGACGCAGCUAGUAGUCUUUCAAGCGUGGCAUGACUCCCCCUCCCCUUUCCAUUCUUCCCCCCUCUUCCCCAUCCCCUCCAACCCCCCGUUCUCCCCUCAGUGA
This is a messenger RNA of Closterium sp. Naga37s-1, 429 nucleotides long. The record is from the annotation of a GenBank genome assembly. NCBI's taxonomy places the organism in Eukaryota, Viridiplantae, Streptophyta, Zygnematophyceae, Desmidiales, Closteriaceae.